CAUGAACAUCUAUUGAGAAAAACCACAAAAAAGCUUCAAAACAGUGACUACGGGAAAAGGAGACUAGUGUUCCAUUGUGCAAGUCAUUAGUUAUUAACUUCCAGUCACCUCGAUUCUUGCUAAAAUGAAGAUUCUGCAGUCUAUACUUCUUUUGUUGCUGUCUGCGCCACAGAUAAUGCCAGCACCACCAAUUCGGCAGGACUUGCAAAUGACCUAUGAUUACGGAACAGAUAAUUUUGAAGAAACCAUAUUUGGUCAAGAUUUGGAUAAAUACAUGGAUGGCAAAAAUACUAAGGGAAAUGAGUCUACAACAAUACCUUAUGAGAAAAGUCUUCAGUUACAAAGAGAUGAGAGUAUAACAACUUCACCCAGCAAAAAAGAAAAUGAAGAAAUGCCGACUUGCCUGUUGUGUGUUUGUCUACUUGGCUCUGUAUACUGUGAAGAAGUCGACAUUGAUGCUGUACCACCCUUGCCAAAGGAAUCAGCCUACCUUUAUGCACGAUUCAACAAAAUUAAAAAGUUGACUGCCAAAGAUUUUUCUGACAUACCUAACUUAAGAAGACUUGAUUUUACGGGAAAUAUGAUCAAAGACAUAGAAGAUAAUACCUUUUCAAAACUUACUCUCUUAGAAGAACUUUCAUUGGCUGAAAAUCAACUAUUGAAACUUCCUGUUCUUCCUCCCAAGCUUACUUUAUUUAAUGCAAAAUUCAACAAAAUCAAAAGUAGAGGAAUCAAAGCAAACACAUUCAAAAAACUGAGUAAUCUCACUUUCCUCUACCUGGACCACAAUGCCCUGGAAUCCGUACCUCUUAAUUUACCAGAAAGUCUACGUGUAAUUCAUCUUCAGUUUAACAACAUAACUUCAGUUACAGAUGAUACAUUCUGCAAGGCUAAUGACACUCGGUACAUUCGGGAUCAUAUUGAGGAGAUUCGCCUAGAGGGCAAUCCAAUCAUCCUGGGAAAGUAUCCAAACAGCUUUAUCUGUUUAAAGAGAUUGCCUAUAGGAUCAUACUUUUAACC
Messenger RNA from Elephantulus edwardii (Cape elephant shrew), 1020 nucleotides. RefSeq names its product osteoglycin (gene OGN). Gene Ontology annotation, molecular function: protein binding. The record is from RefSeq and is a predicted model, not a curated record. The coding region runs from base 125 to 1018 and encodes 297 amino acids. Lineage: Eukaryota; Metazoa; Chordata; Mammalia; Macroscelidea; Macroscelididae. The transcript has 7 exons.